CACAGAAACCUUAUUUACCACUACCAACUACUUCAACAGAGCAGUCCUCAAGGUGAUAUGGCUGAAGACGAGGUUCUUCGGGAUCGGGUUCGACAGCUGCUACAGAGAGUGGGAGCCGACGGUCACCGGCAGGUCCAUGAAGGAGCUGCCGAAGAAGUGGCACAGGACGGUGACUGCAGCCUGUUUUAUUCCUCCAGUGACCAUCAUCAUCGGCGACGCCUUCGGGGAGCUCCUCUUCUGCAACUACAGCUCGGGGAAGGUCUACAAGAGGUACUACGUCCACGAGCCCUUCAGGGAUUUGACCAUGGAUAUCGAUUAUGAAGCAGAACAGAGGUCAAUACGGACUACAGUCUUUGACAAGAGGCGUCAUUACAACGUUGGAGGAGUUGCUACUACUUCCAUCCAUUACAUUUACUACCUGCGGAAGAGACCUCAGUCCCAUAAGGAGGGUAACAUCAUGGUAUCCUUGGAUACCGGAGUCAUCCAGCUCUGGUCUGCCCAUCCUAAAGGUGCUUUAGUGGCGUCCUUCUAUGCCAUGCACAAGGUGGAUGACUACAUCGUGAGGAUAGAGACAGACAUAAACGAUGACUAUCUAUUUACCGGCAGCUCCGAAGGCUACCUGAAGCUGUGGCUGAUGCAGAACUUCGCUACCAAAGAGAAGACUAACAUCUCAGUGCCGAAGCUGAGGUUGCAGUUCGCCUUCCUGGCCAAGACGAAGUGGAACACGAGGGCGAAGCGUGGGGUCUCCGGGCAACCUCUGCCGCUGCUCCUCAACUCCUACCGAGCCCAUGGAAUGGCCAUCACGUCCAUCAUCUUCAUCGACUUCUGCCGCCUCGUCAUCACGUCCGGCUGUGACAGAUCUGUGCGCUACUGGUCCAUGUCUGGGCAGUUCCUUAACCAGCUAGGCAGUAUCCUCCCAUGGACGACCAUCGACCCCUCGAGGAUCGUCCAGGCAAAGAAACUCAUCAUUCCUCCGGAUCUGAAGAGAGUCAUGUCAUCCACGACGAUGAAGGUGCUUACGAACGGCUACCGACUGACCGAGGAAGGGGAAAGGGAGUUGGUGUCGUCGGAGCUUAAGGCCACCGCCCACAUCAAGCGCAGGACAACGCAGAUGAAGCCGCACGGACAGAACUUGGGACCGCUCAUCAACAGGCACCUCAGGGUCCCGGAGAUCUACACCAAGCCGGCGGUGGCGCCUCCCCUCAGCAAAGAGUUGGACGUUCUCAGUCACUUGCAGCCCUACAAGAUGGAGAAAAUUGAAAAGCUGGAAGUUCCUGAAUGUAUUCAGCCUAAAGUGAAGAGGCUAUUCAUGGAUUCUUUAGAAUAUAUGGGUGCUACAAAAAGCAAAAGGACAGUUGAUAGGAAACCACGAAAAGAAGUUAACAUAUUAGAGAAUAUGAAAUCAAAAGUAAAGCAUGAUGCAGUGAACAAGAAAAUUGAUAUGUUGAUCGAGGAAGACUUACAUCCCUACGUUUUUGGAUGUAGAAUGAGAGGAGCAAUGAACUAUAAUGAAAAGUUUUCCACGAUGAUGUUCAGGCCCAACAAAAAUCUCCUUCAAUAUUUCAACAAUCCCCAGAAAAAAUUCCUAUGGAAACAAAAAAGAUUUGAAACAGAGGAUGAUCAGGAGAUGAAACGUGAACGGAUGAAGAAUAUGACUGCGUUAAUAAGAGACCAAAACAGGAAGGAUGCAGAAAAAUUUAGGAUUAUGCAGGACAUGGAGAGAGGCAGGCGAUACCUGGGGAACAAUAUUCUAAACAGAAAGAUGAGAAUAGGAAGAAUGAAGAGUACUGUAAAGAGGUUAAAGGUGUUAGAGAAUCAGAUGGCGAAGAUCACUGGAAUGGACGAGGAAGCACAGGACAAAAUAAAAACACUGAAAGAGAAGAUAGACAAGUUACAAGAUAUUGCUAUUCAUGAUUUCACCAUUGAACACAAGAAGGCAGUGGGAGACAACUUCUGGAAGCCUCUAUUUGGAAAAGAAGAGGAUGAGCUACCUGAAGACUAGUAGGAACAGGAAGAAAUCACUUCAGAUGGUCCGAGAAUGUUCGAAAUUUCAUAUUCAUUCUGUAAGAAUGAGGUUUUCUCUUUUAGUACCACAAUGAUAAGAUGAAACUCUUGAAUGAAGGCACCAUAGUAAAUUCCUCGGUUGAAAUGGACUGCUUAGCCCCACAACUGUCACGCAUUCCAAAUUGGACAAUGAUCAAGACCCAAGUCACAGCUGCAGACAAAAUCUAAACCGAAAGCAAUACACAACACUGGACUUUAUUAAAAACAAAUGUAUAUAGAAUAGAAAAUCUUAUCUAUAAACUCGAGCUAUAUUUAUAUAUACAACUUGUUAGUUAAAG
Nezara viridula (southern green stink bug) is the source of this 2342-nucleotide messenger RNA. NCBI's taxonomy places the organism in Eukaryota, Metazoa, Arthropoda, Insecta, Hemiptera, Pentatomidae. The record is from the annotation of a GenBank genome assembly.